Molecule: messenger RNA, 4002 nt
Organism: Chionomys nivalis (European snow vole)
Lineage: Eukaryota; Metazoa; Chordata; Mammalia; Rodentia; Cricetidae
Gene: Ppil4
Product: peptidylprolyl isomerase like 4
Exons: 13
Coding region: 70-1548 (492 amino acids)
Biological process (GO): protein peptidyl-prolyl isomerization
Cellular component (GO): nucleus
Molecular function (GO): RNA binding; peptidyl-prolyl cis-trans isomerase activity
Source: RefSeq, a predicted model, not a curated record
UAAGGCGCAGCGGCGCGCGGGCUACGCCUGUCAUUGCCGGGGGUUUGUUCCUGAGGAGAAGCCGGCGCCAUGGCGGUUCUCCUGGAGACCACUCUGGGCGACGUGGUUAUCGACUUGUACACCGAGGAGCGGCCGCGCGCAUGCUUGAAUUUUCUGAAGUUGUGCAAAAUAAAAUAUUACAAUUAUUGCCUUAUUCACAAUGUACAGAGGGAUUUUAUCAUACAAACAGGAGAUCCUACAGGGACUGGCCGUGGAGGAGAGUCUAUAUUUGGACAACUGUAUGGUGAUCAAGCAAACUUUUUUGAGGCAGAAAAAGUGCCAAGGAUAAAGCACAAGAAGAAGGGCACUGUGUCCAUGGUGAACAAUGGCAGUGAUCAACAUGGAUCUCAGUUUCUUAUUACUACAGGAGAAAAUCUAGAUUACCUUGAUGGUGUUCAUACAGUGUUUGGUGAAGUGACAGAAGGCAUGGACAUAGUUAAGAAAAUCAAUGAGACUUUUGUUGACAAGGAUUUUGUACCAUAUCAAGAUAUCAGGAUAAAUCAUACAGUGAUUUUAGAUGAUCCGUUUGAUGACCCUCCUGAUUUAUUAAUUCCUGACCGAUCACCAGAACCUACAAGGGAACAAUUAGAUAGUGGUCGAAUAGGAGCAGAUGAAGAAAUUGAUGACUUCAAAGGAAGAUCAGCUGAAGAAGUAGAAGAAAUAAAGGCAGAAAAAGAGGCUAAAACUCAAGCUAUUCUUCUAGAGAUGGUGGGAGACUUACCUGAUGCCGAUAUUAAACCUCCAGAAAAUGUUUUAUUUGUGUGUAAAUUGAAUCCAGUGACCACAGAUGAGGACCUGGAGAUAAUAUUCUCAAGAUUUGGGCCAAUAAGAAGUUGUGAAGUUAUCCGAGAUUGGAAAACAGGAGAAUCCCUCUGUUAUGCUUUUAUUGAAUUUGAAAAGGAAGAAGACUGUGAGAAAGCAUUCUUCAAAAUGGAUAAUGUACUUAUAGACGACAGGAGAAUACAUGUGGAUUUUAGCCAGUCUGUGGCAAAGGUUAAAUGGAAAGGGAAAGGUGGGAAAUAUACCAAGAGUGAUUUCAAGGAGUAUGAAAAGGAACAAGAUAAACCAUCCAAUCUGGUUUUGAAAGAAAAAGUAAAGCCCAAGCAGGAUGCAAAAUAUGAUCUUAUACUAGAUGAGCAGGCAGAAGACUCAAAGUCAAGUCACUCACACACCAGUAAAAAACACAAAAAGAAAACCCGUCACUGCUCUGAAGAAAAGGAAGAUGAAGAAUAUAUGCCAAUCAAAAAUCCUAAUCAGGAUAUCUACAGGGAAAUGGGCUUUGGCCAUUAUGAAGAUGAAGAAAGCUGUUGGGAGAAACAGAAAAGUGAAAAGAGAGACCGACGUCAGAACCGCAGUCGUAGCCGAUCUCGAGAAAGGGAUGGUCACUAUAGCAACAGCCACAAACCCAAGUACCAGACAGAUCCUUAUGAAAGGGAAAGGAGUAGAAAGAGAGACCGAAGCAGAAGUCCAAAAAAAUCCAAAGACAAAGAAAGAUCUAAGUACAGAUGAGGGGAAGAAGAGGAAGUGAGUGGCUAGCAGGUCUCCUCCUGCCUGGUUUGGAGCUCUCGAAGAUGCUCAGAGUUCCUGCUGGCACAGCUAACUCUGCCUGCCUCCAUGUUGAUGGGCAGCCCUCCAGGUUAACACUGAGGGUGUGGGGCACUGGAAGAGAGUGGGCAUUUUCUGUGUAUACUUUUUAUACAAAUUUUAUUGUGCAUACAUGUUAUUGUUCAUAUUUAACAUCUUUCAUAUUUUCAGCCUUUUUUAAAUGAAGCAUUUCAUACCAUAGAAGUCCAUAGAGUUGUAUAUAAUACAUAAAACAUAGUAAAUUGUAUACCCGGCCGCAGUGUAAGAGUGUCACCUGCUAUGGAAGUUUCAUGUCCUUUCUUCCUCCAGAUUUUAUCAUUCUGAGUUGUGUUUACCUUGCUGUUAAUUUCAUAUGGUUUGGAAUUUUAUAAAAAUGACACAAUAGGGGCUGGAGAGAUGGCUCAGAGGUUAAGAGCAUUGUCUGCUCUUCCAAAGGUCCUGAGUUCAAUUCCCAGCAACCACAUGGUGGCUCACAGCCAUCUGUAAUGGGGUCUGGUGCCCUCUUCUGGCCUGCAGGCAGACACACAGACAGAAUAUUGUAUAUAUAAUAAAUAAAUAUUUAAAAAAAUGACACAAUAUAUGUUUACUUCUGUGACUUUUCUUAAGAGUUGAUUCAUUUUUAUUGUUACAUAGUUGUAAUGGAUAUGGGCCAGCUGAUCUGUUGAUGGGCCUUUGUUGCUUCGUUGCUGUACAUAGUCUUGACCACCAAUAGAAGAGGCUUAGUUAUGUAAGAAGUUAGCUUCCUGGCUAGAAAGAUGGCUCAGCUUGCCCUGUGCUUGCUUCACAAGCAUAGGACUGAGUUCUGAUCCUCAGGACCACAUAACCAGGCUGACAGUGUGUGCUUCUGUCCCAGCACUGGAGAGGCAGGAGCAGGUGAAGCUCCAGGGCUAGUGAGAAACCUUGUCUCAAAAACUGUGAUGGAGAGUGAUUGAGGAAAAUACCUGACUGACCUCUCGCCUCCACGUACAUGCACACACAAUUGUGCAUGCAUAUACACCGAGAUGAAGAAACAGAGCCAUCCUGGGUAGACAGCUGUAAGUGUUGCUCACACAGAUGACUCUAAAGUGUGGUCUGGAAGAAUGAGCAAGAGAUGAGCUGGAAACAGUGAGAAUUCACCUCCUGACAGCUGAGACUUGAUUUAAUAGCUCUGGAAUAUUGAAAUGGUAAAAAUUUAUACACAAGCGUUUCAGGGUAAAAUGUCCUUUGUUGCAAAUUUUGAGAAGCUGUUUUAUUUCCCUACACAUCUGGCAGUAAUGUUAUGUACUUAUGGAGGUGUAGUGUGUGUUAUGUGUUCAUAUCUGGGAUGAGUAAAUUUAUUUACAAGCAUCAGCUCACUUUUUUUUCUUCUGGUCAGAGUCUGCCCUCGGGGAUUUUGAAAUGUAUUCCAUUAUUAUUAGCUGUAGCUUGCACUCUCUGCAGUACUUCUCAGACAUUUCUUCCUUUCGUCUAGUAGAAAACAUACAGCCUUUGACCCACAUCUCCUCCAUCCCUUGUCUUAGUGUUCUGUUACUGUGAAGAGACACCAUGACCACAGCAACUCUUAUAAAGGAAGGCAUUUAAUUGGGGCUGGCUAACAGUUGAGGUUUAGUUCAUCAUUGCCGUGAUGGGAAGCAUGGCGGCAUGGAGGGAGACUGGAGGGAGACGUGCUGGAGAAGGAACCGAGAGUUCUACAUCUGAAUCAGCAGGCAGCAGGAAGAGAGUGCCACACUUCAUCUGAGACCUUAAAGCCCGCCCCCAGUGUCAUACUCCUGUCACUUCUUAUGGGCCUAUGGAGGCCAUUGUUAUUCAAGCCACAUUCGUCUGCCAAUCAUUUCAUUCUUGAAUUCUACUUUUAUAGACUUUCCUCCCAUAAAAAUGAGGUCACAUAGAAUUUAUCUUUCUGUGCCUGGCUUAUAUCACUCAGUAUUAAUGUCUUCCCAGUUCGUUCAUGCUGUUACAAGUGACAGUGUCCUUCCUAAAGGAUAAACAGUAUUGGUCUGUUGUGUAUUUAUGAUGUAUUUUCUCAGUAUGUUCUAUUGUUAGCCAAUAGAUCUAUUCUAUGUCUGAGCUGUUGUAACUAAUAUGGCAGUGAACUAGGACCAGAUACAGCCUUUCAGCCUACCAAUUUAUACCUGUUAGAUUGCUGGAUCAUGAUAGUACUAUCCUCAAAGUUUUUCCCAACUCAAAUAUCUCUACUGUUUCCCACAGUGGCUAUAAUAAUUCACAUUCUCAAAGAUAAUAUACAAGAAUUUCCUUUUGAGGGGGCUGGAGAGAUGGCUCAGAGGUUAAGAGCACUGGCUGCUCUUCCAGAGGUCCUGAGUUCAAUUCCCAGCAACCACAUGGUGGCUCACAAUCAUCUGUACUGAGAUCUGGCGCCCUCCUCUGGUGUGCGGGCAUACA